UAAUUAAUAUAUUAUAUUACGUGAAAAGAGUAUAUAUAGAUAUUAAAAUUUUAGUCUAAACAUAUUUUUUAAUGCAUCAUGUGACAAUGUCAUAUGUGCUAUGCUGUAGCCGGAUGUUUUCUCGUGUCAAACCUAAGUUACAAAUUUAAUUUUUAUAAUUUAAUUUUAUAUUUAUUUAUUUAAUUUUUAUUUCUCAAUUAUAAUUAUAUAUUAUUGGAUUAACAAAUUCAUGCCGAUUCUCUUAACAAAAAAUUCAAACACAAAAUUUCGCAUUAAGAAUUAAUGCAAAGUUUCGCGUUACCAGAAAGUUCAUGCGGAUUUUUUGGCAAAGUUCAGACGCAAAACUUUAUAUUAAUUCUUACUGUUUUGCAUUUACAUUUUGCCGACGGAGUUGGACUUUCACUCCAAUAUAGGUAUCAAUUAUUAAAAUAUUUUUUUCUUCGACGUAAUUAAUUGAUACGGAUAUUGUAAUGUCAAAGUUAUAAGUGUUAACGUAAUGUGGCACCAAGUUAAAUAAAAUAUUUUCAAAAGAAAUUUAUCCAAUCCAAGUUAGUGAUGUGAUAUUAAAUAAACAUUAGCAUGUUUGUAAUAAAUUAUUAUAAUAAAUUUAUAAUAAAUGAUUAUACCGUUAAUUUAAUUAGCAUAAAAAUUCAAAAGCAACAAAUGAAGAUAUGUUAAAGUGCAGUAUGUUUAUUAUUAUAUGAAAUUAUAAGUUUACUUUAUUUAUGUAUUUAAAUUAAAGAUUAUAAUAAUUUGUAAUAUUUUCUUAAAUAUUGAAAAUAUUUGAAAGUACCUCUUUGCUGCUCCAAUAUAAUUAACUGAGCGUGUAUGUCUCAAUAUCAUUAAUAUGAUUAGAAGAAUAAACUGAAUACCUCAUUUAAACAAUAAGCAGAUGAAUGAAAAAUAAGUACAUGACAAGAGAUACAGCCAGGUAUGCACGUGCACAUGCCAUAUUGGUUCACAUCGAAGUAUACACCUCGGUGGCACAAGAUCGACUGACGCGUCGAAGGGUAUAGCUAUCUACUGCGCUUGCGCUCAUAUAAACUAAAGGGUGAAAUAUAUUUAUACAUUUUUGCUUUAUUACGCUCAGCAAUUUACUUAACUCGUGAAAUGGUGCUUUUAUACUUUAUGUCGAUAUUUCUGCAUUAUUUGAUACAUUUAGAGUAGCAUCUGCUUUUCACGUAUAAUAAAACCACAUUACAUUUGAGAAAUUACUAAACAUUCACUCUUAUGUAGUUUUAACAACAGCGUGUCCGAUAGUAGAAAUUUGAUAGGAAAAAAGACACAGUCAGAAGUUUCAUCAGAAGGUCAGUCGAUCGUUUCAUUGACAAAGCUGCUCCAUUUGUCUCUCUAAAUGCUAUUUGCUGGCGAACGUUAUUUAAAGCUACAUCGAAUUAUAUUCAUUGCUUUGGGAUUAUGGCCGUAUCAGAAAUCAUUCAUCUGGCGAAUACAAGCAGUUUUCUUCUUUAGUGCAUACUGCUCCACCUUCUUUUCUCAGUCGUUGACGUUUGUAACGAUGGCAUGUAACAUGGAUUGCACUCUAAAAAGAUUAUCUUUUUUUUUUGUUUAUUUUAUACAAAUCCUGAGUUACUAUUCUUUUUAUUUCAACUCUGAAAUUAUAAAGAAAGCUUUAAAACAUAUGCAGUUUGAUUGGAAAUUGUUUGAAAACAGUGAAGCAAUGAAUAUAUUUGAAGAAUAUCUCUUUGAAGCUUAUAUUUACAUAUUUUCAGCAAUUAUUUUCGUUGGUUUGGCUUCAAUCGUAUUUCUAACUUUUGAAUGUAGAGCUGUGAUUCUUGAUAUUAUCGCACCAAUGAAUGAAUGCCGACCACGUAAAACUGAAAUAGAUUUGGAACUUUUCGUCAAUGAAGAACAAUAUUUUCAUUUGUAUGUAAUACAAGAGACAUUAGGGAGCUUUAUCGCUAAUUUGUCGAUAAUUGCAAUCGGAAUGUUUUUCGCUAUAGUAGCAAAACACUUAUGUGCAACAUAUAAAAUUGCUAGUUGUUUAAUCCGAAAUGCAGUAACCAUCCGUACGCUACAACUUCCUGUUGCUCAAAGAAUGCUAUUUAUGCAUCGAAGCAUUUGUCUUUCAGUUCACAUUCAUAGAAGAAGCAUGCAAUUCACCAAUAACUUGAUAAUAUCGUUCAAUGUGUGGUAUUUCCCAUUACUUUUAUUUUGCGUACUGUCUUUAAGUUGCAUUAUGUUUCGCCUAUAUAAUGCUAUAAUACUGUUCAAUGACUUCUUUGAGAUUUUCCUGUCCUGCCUGAUGUUCUUUAGCUGUAUCGCAUAUAUGUUCGUGGCAAAUUUUCUUGGGCAAUCUUAUAUCGAACACAGUGCAGAAGUAUUAGAAUCUAUAUAUGAUACUCUUUGGUAUGUAGCGCCAUUACCAGUCCAAAAAUUGUUCUUAAUUAUGCAAAAAUCUGUAAAGAGUCACAAAUUAAUAAUGGGUUCUCUUUUUGUACUAUCUAUAGAAGGAUUCUCUACGCUUAUAACUUCGGCUGUGUCAUAUUUUACUGUCAUGCAUGCCAUGCGGUCACGAGUAUAAAAUGACGACAAAGUAGCAAAGAAGAUUUGUGGAGAGCAACGCUUAUUUAUUCAAAAUAAUUAUUCCUGCAAAGACAAGUGAUGAGAGCUCUCGAAGAAUUUAACUAUAUGUAUUAUACAGUGUACGUCACAAAUAUGUGUAAUUGGCACAUAUCAAAUAUUUUGAAUACAUUAUCUCAUUAUAUUUGGUAGCAUAAAUUUUGAACAUGCUAUAUGGAAAAUAUUAUUUGCUAAUUAUUAUAUUGUAUUUAUAAAGCACUCAUUAUUAAAUAUAUUUGGUAGCAUAAAU
This is a messenger RNA of Ooceraea biroi (clonal raider ant), 2830 nucleotides long. RefSeq lists its product as uncharacterized. Gene Ontology annotation, biological process: detection of chemical stimulus involved in sensory perception of smell; sensory perception of smell. The record is from RefSeq and is a predicted model, not a curated record. Gene Ontology annotation, molecular function: olfactory receptor activity; odorant binding. Gene Ontology annotation, cellular component: plasma membrane. Lineage: Eukaryota; Metazoa; Arthropoda; Insecta; Hymenoptera; Formicidae.